AUGCCACCUCAUCCUCAGAAUACUCAAACCUCCCCACCGCCACAGAAUCGAAACCAAAAUCAAACUUCCUUCAAUCCCCAAACACCUCAUCACCAUUUAAAUCAGAACACCAAUCCUCAGGCUUACCCACAGAACUACCAGACCGCCCAAAACGUUCCAAGUCCCUCUAUAGCUCCACCCCUCCCAAAAAGAGCCACCUUCCAAGUUCCCGUUCCUGCCGAGCACGAUGUGCACGAUUCUGAGUUGGAUCACUAUGCAGAACAGGAAAGAGAAUGGAAGGCCAAGGAGGAUGCGAAGAUCGAUAUAAAAGAGGAAAUCAAAAGGGCUAUGAAAGAGCUACAGUGCAUCCCAGACGUCGUUGGACUCAGUUACGAAGAGUUGUGCAUCCACCCAGAUUUGAACCUUCCCGAAGGGUUCGAAAUUCCGAAGUUCGACACCUUCGGAGGAGUAGGCAACCCCAUGGCUCAUCUGAGAGCAUAUUAUGACCAACUCGUGGGAGUUGGCAGGGAUGAGGCCUUGUUGAUGCGGCUUUUCAGCCGAAGUCUAUGUGGGGAGGCCCUCGAGUGGUUUACUUCACACGAAACCAGGCAGUGGCCCAGUUGGAAUGCGCUGGCCAAAGACUUCAUUGACCGAUUUGCAUACAAUGUCGAAAUAGUUCCCGAUCGGUAUUCUCUAGAGAAGAUGAAGCAGAAACCAACUAAAAGCUAUAGGGAGUUAUCCUAUAGAUGGAGGAAGGAGGCAGCAAGGGUAAGGCUGCCCAUGACCGAGAAAGAGAUUGUGGAAGUGUUUGUGUGGGUGCAGGAGCCAGAAUACUACGACAGAAUCAUGUUGCUAGUCGGAGCUAAAUUCGCCGAGAUAGUCAAAGUUGGUGAGACUAUCGAAGAUGGUUUGAUAUUGGGGAAGAUAGCCCGUGUAUCCGCGUCACCUGGAUCUUCAGGAUUGAUGAGGAAGAAGAGAGAAGAAGUUGUCGCUUCAAGCUACCGAGCACCUUCGCCCACUUAUCAAGUCCAAGCUCCAUUAUAUAAAAACCCCCUCCCGAAUUACCAAGCUCCAUCACCAAAUUAUCAAACAAACUCAUAUCCUAGAAGCCAAGCUCCUCGUCUGAAUACCCGAAAUUAUCAGCAGGUGCCUCCCCCUCAGCAAAGCGGUUACGACCAUUCCCGACCCAGAUUUGAAAAAAGGCCUUCAAGGAACUUUACUGCACUUGCUGAAAGCCGGACCAAACUAUUUGAGAGACUAGCCACGGCUGGAUACAUCCACCCUGUGGGGCCCAAGCCCGUGGAUGUCAAUUCAAAGUUCUACAAGCCAGAUCAAAGAUGUGCUUAUCAUUCCAACAGUGUUGGACAGGAAACGGAAGAUUGUAUCAACCUUAAGCACAAAAUCCAGGAUCUGAUCGAUCAGGAGGUAGUUUCUCUCCAAUCGGCGGUGCCAAAUGUCAAUACAAACCCUUUGCCGAAUCAUGGAGGUGGUAACGUUAAUAUAAUUGAAACGGAUGAAGACGGGUGUGGAACAAAGAUGAUUACUCCCAUUGUGCAUGAGGACUUGGAAAGGGCUGUCGCUUCUUUAAGCGUCAAAGAAAAGAGAGAGUUUGUUAUUCUUACACCUAUAAAGGCUGUUGCGUUGGUGCCUUCAGAAACUCUCGUCAAGCCCAAAUUUGUCAUCGAAACUGCUGUGACCCAAGGCAUGACCAGGUCCAGAAGGAGCUACACUCCUGAUGAUCUUGCUCUCGGAGGACAGAAGAAGGACCAUGCUAAGAGGCCGAUAAGCGAAGGAGAAGCAGAAGAGUUCUGGAGAAGGAUGCAACCGAACGACUAUUCCAUCGUCAAACAUUUAGAGAAGACUCCGGCUCAAAUCUUUGUGUGGGCCCUACUGAUGAGCUCUCAGUCCCACAGGCAGGCCUAA
Molecule: messenger RNA, 1902 nt
Organism: Solanum pennellii
Lineage: Eukaryota; Viridiplantae; Streptophyta; Magnoliopsida; Solanales; Solanaceae
Exons: 2
Coding region: 1-1902 (633 amino acids)
Source: RefSeq, a predicted model, not a curated record